AUGGAAGAUAAUUCAUUCAAAUUCGGUGUUCACUAUUGUUACGCAGUCGCCUCAAUUGACGAAGUUGGUGAAAGUACGCAGUCGGACCCAAUGUCUAUUUUCCCACGAGCUCCUGCACCAGUUGGCUUUAUUGCCUUCUAUACUGAACGCACGAGUAAAUCUGUUACUUUACAGUGGAAACCAAUAACAAAUUGUAAAGGCUAUAUUAUUAAACGAGCAACGGACUCUUCAACUAACUCAUUCUUUGUUAUCAAGAAGAUUCAUGAAUCUUCAGUCAACGAUAUUCAGGAUACUUCAGUCACGUUCGGUACUCAUUAUUACUACACAAUCUCUUCUGUAGAUAAAACUGGCGAAAGUAAUCAGUCAAAACCAAUUGGUAUUGUUUGCCAUUGGAUUCCAGUACCAACAAAUCUGACAGCUUCGUAUAUCAAGAGCUCUUCAGAGUCUAUCACUCUACAUUGGCAACCAAUAGUGAAGGGAAAAGGUUAUACCAUCAAACGAGCAACAACUUUAUUACCAAGUGCAUUUGCUACCAUCAAGACAUUGAAUGAUUCUUUAAUCUCUCAUGCUGAAGAUACUUCAUUUAUAUGUGGCAUUACAUAUUAUUACACUAUUUCCACAAUUGAUGAAGGUGGUGAAAGUAUUCAAUCAGAUCCAGUUAGUAUUUGUGUUCGUGCUCCACCACCUACAAAUCUUUCAGCAUCAUUUGAUAAUUAUGAUACUUCUCUUGUAAUAUUGCGAUGGAGCCCAAUAUCAACUGCUGCUGGAUAUAUCGUCAAGCGAGCGACAACGUCACCAAGCAGCUCGUUUUCGACAUUGAAACAAUUAGAUGAUCCUUCAACUAUAGAAUUCCAAGAUAAGUCAAUCUUAUUCGGUGCGACUUAUAAUUACGUUAUUACUUCGCUUGAUAAAGCUGGCGAGAGUGACGAUUCAAGUAUCGUUAGCAUUCAUUGUCCACGAGCUCCAGCACCGAAAAAGUUCGAAAUUAUGAUCUCAAAAGGUACUAGUCGUACAAUUACGCUACACUGGUCGAUCGUUUCAAAUUGUAGUGGAUACAGAAUUUAUCGAUUCAUGGCCAAUGAUCCUUCGAUAGCUUCAUAUUCUAUCACAUUUUCAUGUAACUGUCAAGAUAACAAUCAAAGUCAAUGUAUCGAAAACGAUAAAUAUUCAAAAUUUCUACUAGCUACUAUUACAGAUCUAACAAUUAGUUCUUAUACUGACUCUAACGUUAAGAACGGUAUCGAAUACCAUUACUGGAUUUCAUCAGUGGAUGUUAUCGGAGUUAGUUUUGGUUCACAACUUGUAAGUGGAAAAACUGUAUUACCUGCUCCAACGAACCUGCGCGCUAAAGUAUUAGUAAAGCGUAAUACUACUGUACUGUGUUGGACAAGCGUUCCGACUGCAACGGGUUAUCGCAUAGAACGAAAGAAUAAGUCUGGUCAUCCAGAAACGAUUGGACGGCUUUCCGGUGAUUCAGACACUAAAUUUCAUGAUAAACAAUGCGUCCUACGUGACAUGCCUUAUAUCUAUACAGUCUAUGCCAUUGAUGAUACUAGUGAAAGUGAGCCAUCGAAUCAGGUUCAAGUAACAUCGCUAUCCUCCGAGGAUCAGACAGAUUAUUCAGAUCUAGUUCAAGUUCGAUUUGGCAAUUUGGUCACUGAAAAGGUCGAUGCCAUUGUUAUUUGUUCUACAUCUGAGAAACUUGUGGAAAGUGUCCUAACUGCAUCAGGUAUAAAGGAUAUUGAUGUAGAUAAACAACGAUGCAUAUCGUUACCAGCUGGUCGUUUAUCAUGUAAAAGCAUUAUUUUGAAUCCUUGGACACCUGAUGUAAAAGACGAGGUUGGGCUAGAAAAUUCCAUUCGACAAUUUAUGAAUACUACCUUUCAAUAUGCUGUACAAGCUCAAUGCAAGACAAUAGCAUUUCCUGCACUUGCCACCGAUGAAUUAAUUCCUGGAUGGGAAGUUAUCAAUGAUCAAUACCCUAUGCGAGUGCAUCUAUCUCCAUCGUCUGAGGAAUAUCGAAGUGUACUACGUAGUUUUCGAGCAACAAUAUCGGCGACUAAGACUAAUGAUAAUAUUCGCAUCGAACGAAUUCAAAACGAGCGAUUAUAUCGUCAAUAUCAAAUUGAGAAAAAGCAUUUUUAUAAAAUGUUACAAAAAGAUACACAAAAAACUCUUUACCAUGGAUGUCCGAACGAUGAUGCAAAACUUCAGUCAAUCAUGGAACAAGGUCUCGAUCGCAGUAGAGCUGGGGAUGCAAAUGGUAAAAAUAUAAGUUAA
Rotaria sp. Silwood1 is the source of this 2280-nucleotide messenger RNA. NCBI's taxonomy places the organism in Eukaryota, Metazoa, Rotifera, Eurotatoria, Philodinida, Philodinidae. The record is from the annotation of a GenBank genome assembly.